UCUGUGGCUCUCACAUUUCCUUCCAGCUUAGCCCUGGGAUCUUUCUAGAAAGGAUGCACCGGCCUUAGGGUUGGGGGAAGGUGUGCCCGAGGAUUCUCACUUCCGGCCCCGCCCAUAGGACCGGAAGCUCCGAGCCACUCAGUAUCCGGGUCUCUUCCGGUCCUCUGCGUGUUGUCAUGGAGAUGGGAUUGGCAGCAUCCAAACACCGAGGGAUGCUCGGCGCUCAGACCUGGGAACUGCUCACGAGUCUCGUCUUUUUCCAGCUGCCAAUCUCCUCUCAGACUAGCGAGAUCAUUCCAUGAGCGACGUGAGGUCCUCAGUGUAGCGGGAUGGGCACGUAAAGCCGCUCACUUCCGGGUUCUGCGUAGUUAGCGAUCAGCCAAUCGAGGCCCCGCUCUUUUUCCCGCGUCUCGCAGGUUGCCAUGGUGACGCAGAGGCCGUAUCCACGCGUCCAGGGAAAGCUGGUUAGGUCGCUGGGUGCCUCUGUUCUCCCUGUCCAGGCUGCUGCCGCGCCGUGGCGAGGCAGAGGGCGUGGGACGCGGGUCCCCACCAUCGCACAGGAGCUAGGGAUGCUGUUUUUCCACGUAUGAGAAAAUCGACCCAGAUAUGGAAAACUUUAUCCUGUAUGAGGAGAUUGGCAGAGGAAGCAAGACCGUCGUGUAUAAGGGGCGUCGGAAGGGCACCAUCAAUUUCGUGGCCAUUCUUUGUACUGAAAAGUGCAAACGGCCUGAAAUGACCAACUGGGUCCGUCUCACCCACGAAAUCAAACACAAGAACAUUGUGACGUUCCAUGAAUGGUACGAGACCAGCAAUCACCUCUGGAUGGUGGUGGAGCUGUGCACAGGUGGUUCUUUAGAAACUGUGAUUGCUCAGGACGAGAACCUCCCAGAAGAAGUUGUGAGAGAGUUUGGGGUGGAUUUGGUCACAGGGCUGCACCAUCUGCACCGGCUUGGCAUCCUCUUUUGUGACCUUACUCCUGGGAAGAUACUCUUGGAAGGGCCUGGCACACUGAAGUUCAGCAAUUUCUGCCUGGCGAGGGUGGAAGGAGAGAGUCUGGAGGAGUUCUUUGCUUUGGUGGCCGCAGAAGAAGGAGGUGGUGACAAUGGAGAAAACACGCUGAAGAAGAGCAUGAAAAACCGCGUCAGAGGCUCCCCAAUAUAUGCGGCACCAGAAAUCAUGAAGGGAACAGACUUUUCUGUCGCCAGUGACCUCUGGUCCUUGGGCUGUCUGCUUUAUGAAAUGUUCUCAGGCAAGCCUCCAUUCUUCUCAGAAACCGUGUCAGAGUUAAUUGAGAAGAUUCUGUAUGAAGACCCAUUGCCGCCGGUCCCAAAGGAUUCUUCAUUCCCCAAAGCAUCCUCAGAUUUCAUUAAUUUACUGGAUGGAUUACUACAGAAGGAUCCUCAGAAAAGGUUAUCGUGGGAGGGAGUCCUGCAGCACCCCUUCUGGAAGGACGCCCUGCGGAGAGAAGACUCGGUCUCGGCCUCGGCCUCGGCCUCCGAGGACUGCAUCUUCAGCAGCAGAAAUGUCAUGGAAUGUUCUGGACCUCAGGAUUCCAGGGAGCUUUUGCAAAGCCCUCAGAAUGGACCAGGGAAAGGGCAGAAGGCGGCUCCUCGCCUCAGCCUGUCUUUCAGGCUAGACAAUCCGACUGAGCUGAGGCCCAAGAGUGCCACAGGGGGCCAGCUGAAUGAAUCCAUAUUUCUCCUCAGUUCACGACCCACUCCAAGGACUAGUGCCAUGGUGGGAUUAAGUCCCGGAGAGGGUGAGGACACCAGCUCGCCACAGACCUCUCCUUUAUCCAAGAUGACAUGUGGGCAUCUGAGCCAGGGGGCCCUGGAGUCACAGAUGAGAGAGCUGAUCUACACGGACUCGGAUCUUGUGAUUACCCCAAUUAUCGACAACCCCAAGAUAAUGAAACAGCCUGCAAUCAAGUUUGAUCCAAAAAUCUUGCACCUACCGGCAUAUUCUGUGGAUAAGUUGCUGGUUCUGAAGGACCAAGACUGGAAUGAUUUCCUGCAGCAAGUGUGCUCCCAGAUCGACUCCAGCGAGAAGAGCACAGGGGUGUCACGGGCCAAGCUGAACCUCCUGUGCUAUCUGUGUGUGGUGGCUGCUCACAAGGAGGUGGCCACCAGGCUGCUCCACUCCCCACUGUUCCAGUUGCUAAUCCAGCAUUUGCGAAUAGCUCCAAACUGGGAUAUACGGUCCAAGGUUGCUCGCGUCAUCGGCUUGCUGGCCUCGCACACAACAGAACUUCAGGAAAAUGUGCCCGUUAUCGAGGCGAUCACGCUCUUAACGGAACUAAUCCGGGAGAACUUCAGGAGCAGCAAACUGAAGCAGUGCCUCCUGCCCAGCCUUGGGCAGCUCAUCUACCUCGUAGCAACCCAGGAAGAAAAGAAACAGCACUCCAGGGACUGCUGGGCUGUCCCCUUGGCUGCGUACACUGUGCUUAUGAGGUGCCUCCGGGAAGGGGAAGAACGUGUUGUCAAUCACAUGGCUGCGAAGAUCAUUGAGAAUGUUUGCACAACACUUUCUGCCCAGGCGCAGGGCUUCAUCACUGGGGAAGUCGGGCCUGUCCUGUGGCACCUCUUCAGACACUCCACCGUGGACUCCCUGAGGAUAACCGCAAUAUCGGCCCUGUGCAGAAUCACACGCCAGUCUCCCGCGGCCUUCCAGAACGUCAUCGAGAAGGUGGGCCUCAAUGCUGUCAUCAGCUCCCUGGCCUCUGCCAUCUGCAAAGUGCAGCAGUACAUGCUGACCCUCUUCACGGCCAUGCUGUCCUGUGGGAUUCAUCUCCAGCGGCUGAUCCAAGAAAAGGACUUCGUGUCCACGGUCAUCCGUCUACUUGACAGUCCAUCCACUGCCAUCAGAGCCAAAGCCUUCCUGGUGCUGCUUCACGUCCUGAUUCACAACCGGGACAUGCUGCUGCUGAGCUGCCAAGCGAGGCUGGUGAUGUACAUCGAGAGAGACAGCAGAAAGACCUCCCCGGGCAAGGACCUGCAGGGUGGGAGCGAGUACCUGGCCAGGUGCCUGGAUCUCCUCAUCCAGCACAUGGUACAGGAGCCACCCCGGAUCCUAGGUGACAUUCUCAAUGCCCUGGCAAAUGUGUCUGGCCGGAAGCACCCCUCGACAGUCCAGGGGAAGCAGCUGAAGAUGUGCCUCCCCAUGAUGCCUGUGGUGCUCCACCUGGUCAUGUCUCAGGUGUUCCGGCCUCAGGUGGUGACAGAGGAGUUCCUGUUCAGCUACGGGACUGUUCUUAGUCACAUUAAGUCAGUUGACUUGGGAGAAACGAACUUAGAUGGAGCCAUAGGGAUGGUGGCUGCGGAGGAAUUCAUCAAGAUCACCUUGUCGGCAUUCGAAGCAGUGAUACAGUACCCCGUUCUGCUGGCCGACUACCGCUCAACGGUCAUCGAUUACAUUCUGCCACCCUUGGUCUCCUUGGUUCAAAGUCAGAAUGUGGAGUGGAGACUCUUCAGCCUGCGGUUGCUCUCGGAGACUACAACCCUGCUGGUGAGCCAGGAGCCGGAGGAUGGGGACGAAGAGGCCAGCUGUGACUCCAACAACAGUCUUCUGGUGCUCAUCAGGGACGAGCUGCUCCCCCAGUAUGAGCACAUCCUCCUGGAGCCUGACCCAGUUCCGGCCUAUGCUCUGAAGCUGCUGGUCGCCAUGACGGAACACAACCCGGCUUUCACCAGGCUUGUGGAAGAAAGCAAACUGGUCCCGCUCAUUUUUGAAGUGAUUCUGGAGCAUCAGGAAAGCAUUCUGGGUAAUACCAUGCAGAGUGUGAUCGCGUUACUCAACAAUCUGGUUGCUUACAAAGACUCAAACAUGCAGCUGCUUUAUGAGCAAGGACUUGUUGGUCACGUCUGUAACAUGUUCACAGAAACUGCCACACUGUGCUUGGACAGUGACAAUAAGAACAACACAGAGCCGGCGGCCAUGCUGCUGACGUCACUGCUUGAUAUCCUGCUGGGCAUGCUGACGCACACCUCCAGCAUUGUCCGGCAGGCUCUGCAGGCCCAGAACUCAGGGUGGAGAGGGCAGAUCGGAGAGGCUCCCAUGGUGAAGCCGGUUGGGGCUGGUCUUGAGCAGCACAUCAUACCCGGUAGAACUUACUCGACUCUCUCUGCCUACUUCCAGCUUCCCAGUGAGGACCCUGAGAUCUCCGAGGUUUCAUCCAAGUGCCUGUCCAUCCUGGUGCAGCUGUAUGGAGGAGAGAACCCAGACAGCCUGUCCCCAGAAAACCUAGAGACCUUUGCUGACCUCCUGGUGGCCAAGGAAGACCCAAAGGACCAGAAGCUUCUGCUGCGGAUCCUCAGGAGGAUGCUCACCUCCAAUGAGAAGCACCUGGAAAGCCUCAAGAACACUGGCAGCCUCCUGCGGGCCCUGGAACACCUGGCUCCAGCUCACAGCUCGCCUGUCGAUAGCGCCGUGGCUUCCUUGGCCCUAGAACUCCUCCAAGCUGUUGGGCACUAGACAAGGCCACCCAGGGGCUCCCGUCAGUUGCACUGUGAGGUCACAUCCCACACAUUCCUCCUUUCCACCAGCCUCAAGUGGAGCUAAUAAAAUCGCUGGGCCACAACCUGAUGCCUCAAGUCCUCUCUGACUGGGAUGACUGUCCUCGUCUUCCCUAUGCAGAGGCCAAGCGAGCCUUGCCUCAAGUGAGCCACAGACCUCUGCAAAGCAGCUCCUGAGCAGACUUCAGCCUCACCACUCUGGUGUUCUAUGGCCACUUCUUUUUCCUUUUCAGGGACAUGAUCCCAAGAAUUCUAGGGAGGCCUGGGUGAGACACAUGCACAGCAAGUUCAGUGUGCGAGCAGGAGUGCGGAACACUGGAGUGAGUCUACCCAGCUAGAGGGGAUGGCAGUGUCAAGGCAGACUUGCUACCCCCACCCCCCGCCCCAUAACCUCAGACUUUACCAUUUCUGCCAAGUGCUAAGAGUCAAGUCUGGUGGACGCUGGGAGGAGGGUUGCCGUGUGGGGUGCGUCUGAGUCAGCACCGGAAGGUGGGGUGGGGCUUGGGCAGUUCCAAGCAGAUGAGCUGGCUGAGGCCUCUGGAACAGCUUUGGACCAGGUAGGUUUCUGGCCCAUUUGCUGCUCCAGGCUGCUUCUCUGGGGAAGGUGUGCACAGCUGGACCAUCCCCAACAGCAGCUAGCCCAGGGGUCCUACAGUCAGUGGCCAGCAGCCCUGCUGUGACAUGAUCUGGGUAGCCUGCCAGCUCCAGCUAGCCUCAUGAUGAAAACACCAGCCGUGCCGGACCACAUCAAAGGCAGCCAUGCCAAUUACCUUUAGUCUCCACAGCCACCUGCAAAGGCCUCAGCUUCCUCAGCCAGACCCUCCUCUUGCCUACAAGGAUCCAUGGCAUGGCUGGAUUCAGGGUUGACUCCUCUGCCCUGAGCAUCCCCAAGCAGGCCUUGGCUGGGAUGACAGACACAGAAGCACCAAGGACUUCAUAUAGCUAGAGGUGGUGUGUCACCAGGCUGUGUGGUGUCACCAGGCUGUGGGCCAAGUGGUCCUGGCCUGGCUGCAUUAUGGACUCAAGUGGCUGGGCGCUCUAAGAGAGUAGGCUCAGGUCAUCUCUCCCCGUCCCUUUGUUCAGUGCUUGAGCUCUGGAAUCCUGCAGGGAACUGCUUCAAAGCGAUGGGUUAUUCCUCCUCCUCUGCCCUUUUCAGCAGCACACAGAGCAAUCUAAAGCAGGAAGGCUUUAACAUUCCAGAACAUUCUGUUGAGUGGCUGGCUUACAGGAAAGGGCCUGGUGGUGUGAAGCAGGGCUGCUGUCUUGCUAGAGGCUAGGCCUGCCAGGCCUUGCCCCUCCGUCUUAAUGUUGGAGACCAUAAGCGUGCUGGCUGGGGGAGAGGGCAAAUACAACUGCUCCUUUGAGCUCCCCUUCAAGAGAGCAGACAUAGUUGGCCUCUUCAUGAGCACUAGGAUUCUGGUGGUGGCAAGCGGUCCAGACCUAGGUUUCUGCCUGCACCUCUCAGAGAGUCUCAGCCCCUAACUUCAGCAGCCACUAGGCACACAUCAGUCACAGGGAGGUGGCUGCCUAGGCCUAACCUUCUCCCCCUCUACCAACAGCUCAAGCCUUAACACACAGCCAGAGAGUAGGUGCUGGUUGUACUGUCUCCCAGGAAACGCCAGUGGGUAAAAAUGGCCACAGCCAACCUGGAGGAUACCUAGAUAGCCGCAGUGGUCGGCCUAUAGGUGUCUGUUUCCUGCAUGAACUCACAAGAUAUUGGGCUGACGGUUUCCUAUCCUCUAGUCCAGAAAAGAGCUGCUCUGGUGGCUAUGGCUGCUGAACAAGGUGAGUGUAGGAUGUGGGUCUCCCCACUGGACGGCUCACAAGAUGCCCUUUACCACCUUCCCCAGGCACUGAAAAAUACAGCGUGCAAAUCAAUCUCCCUGCUAACCCGUCAUGGGUGCAGACAGGGCUAGCUCAGGGGCCUCCCGAGGGCCAGAGGCAGCCUAAGAAGGGACACUGCCCAGUUCCUGCUGUCAUUUGUUUCUGCAGGUGGGCAUGUUCGAGACCCCACAUACCCCAAGGCCACCAGCCAUGAACGCCUUGUCCUCUGCUUCUCUAUCAGAAAAGAGUCCAUGCUGGACUCUCUCCUACAGGAGAAUGGUCACUUGACGGCUUGCUUAGCUGCUGGGGUGGCUGUUGUUUAGUGCUCUGCCGGCCCUGCCCCACACAGACACAGGGCAGGCAGGCAGGCAGGCAGAGUUUCCACUGCUCAUGUAGACCUCCUCUUUGGAUACAAACGGUGCUGUUCCCGGGCUAAGUUGUGUGUGCCUCUCCUUUUUGAAAAACCACAUGUGCCCUUCCCAGUGCACACGUGGAGACCAGGUCACUACUUCUGGGAUCCGUUCUUGCCUUCCACCUCGUUACCUUAACCCAUAUGGACUCUACAGACCCCAACUGGCAUCUCUGUGAAGGAGGACUUCCUCACAGGGACCUCCUGUGGCUUGGAAUGCUGGCUAACAGGCACAGUCUUAACCCAGGAAACCAAACAGCUCUCUCAGGCACAAACAUUCUCUCUUGGUAGAGGACCAAACACAAGUCUUAACAGGUCUGUGUAAGAAACGUACAAAGCCUGCUUGUCAGACCCACCACCAGGACAGAUCUGGCAGGCCACACGGAAGGCAGCCCAUUCUGGUUCUGAUUAUGUUCAGAUAAACGUUAGCAUUUAAACGUAAUUACUGGUUCAAAGGAGUGGAAGGCUUGCCCUCUCCAAGUGAGCCACACUCACAGAUCCAGGCACUGCUUCGUUACCGCUCAGUGGGAUGACCCUGUCCAAAGGAGGGGCUUAUUCGGCUUCCAGCUUUAGUUGUUGCUCAGUGUUAACACCUCGAGACUAUCAUGGGCAGCACACUUAGGUUUCUGAGCAGGAGGGUGAGUUGAAGGAGUGCAAGCUCCACAGCAGUCCUUCCUUCACAGAAGCCCAGUCAGCCACAGUAGUCAAGGCUGAAACACGCACUUCCUCCCUCUGGCUGGCCGGGUUUGGUGGGACGCUCGCUGCUAAGGGAGGCUGCCAUGCAGACUCAGGCCUUCUCUACCCCGGCAACCUGGGCACCCCAAUGACACCACCUCCUCAGGGCCAGCUGGGUGCCUGCAUUACCCUCACCAACCAUCUCAUGACAAACAAAUCAAAGUGACACAAGCGAAUGAAUUAAAAGUUUAAUUCUGAACCAUUUUUAUAACCAUUUUCUCUUGAAGCAUUGUAUCACAGCAGGUUACAACAACUUUGGGAUAAAAGGCAACUGGUAAACUGUCCAAAACAAGGCUCAAAUAACACCUCUUACUGAUUUACCCUACCGCACGUAUCCCCAAUAAAGUUUUUGUUCAAAAACAUGAAAUAGAUCCACCUGCUUAUUUUAAGCAUAUUAAAAAGGAAACUAAUCGGACCAUUUCUAUCUGUCUAUUUAUACAAAAGGCUACACAAUGUUACACGUCUCCAGAUUACGAUUAGCGUGAUUAUGAAUUAGUGUUCUACACCAUUACUCAGUUCUUAGAAAUCAGAAAUUGCUGUAGCAGGUUCACUAGAACAUAACACUACGAGACUUAAAACUAACAGUUACUGCAAAAAAUAAAAGCUACUUCAAAGCAAGCAAAGUCAGUACCAUUACAGAUAUUAAAAAAAAAAAACAAAAAACAACAA
Molecule: messenger RNA, 8148 nt
Organism: Peromyscus maniculatus bairdii (prairie deer mouse)
Lineage: Eukaryota; Metazoa; Chordata; Mammalia; Rodentia; Cricetidae
Source: RefSeq, a predicted model, not a curated record